This is a messenger RNA of Vitis vinifera (wine grape), 660 nucleotides long. RefSeq lists its product as uncharacterized. Lineage: Eukaryota; Viridiplantae; Streptophyta; Magnoliopsida; Vitales; Vitaceae. The coding region runs from base 93 to 563 and encodes 156 amino acids. The record is from RefSeq and is a predicted model, not a curated record. The transcript has a single exon.
CACAUUAUACGAACUCAAAUAAUGUGCCAUAACACAACAAAGUAGUGUAAGUCCAGCAGAAAAAACAACAAAAAAGGACAUGAAAGCCAUUUAUGUAUCUCCCCCAUAUCACUCACUGCACUGCACCUCUACUAACACUAUCUCUUGUGGCCCUUGCUUUACCUCACUGCCUCUCCCUCUCCCUCUCCCCCCCUCUGUCUCACAUGGCUGCAGGCCCCAGAACAAGCUUUUUAAUUUCCAAUUUCUCCGAGCAAUGGCUGAUCAUGGUUGGCAUGGCAAUACUAGUAUGCGGGUUCCUGGCAUAUGUGAUUUAUGAUGCAGUUGUGGUCACUGCAGCUGACCUCUUGCACCGUCUGCUAAUGAUCUCCCCUGUGCUCCUAGUCCUUGCAGUUCACUGGCUGUCCACCGUGCCACCAGCUAAUCGACUCAACUUUCCCAUGCCGGGGUCUGAGCCCAACGCCAUUCAUCGAGCUGGCGCCUCACCAUGGGGUCUUGCAGUUGUGCUGCUUCUCCUCUUCUUCCUCAUAUCUUACCAACCAUCCUUGCAUGGCCUUAUCUUUUAGUGUCUUGGCAUCUUUUCAUGGAUAAUGUAUGCUUUGUGCCUUGAAUGUAGCAGAAUGGUUUAGCUUUCUCUAAAGAGCUGUUUGUUUCCAUGGAAAA